Penicilliopsis zonata CBS 506.65 is the source of this 1795-nucleotide messenger RNA. RefSeq lists its product as hypothetical. Lineage: Eukaryota; Fungi; Ascomycota; Eurotiomycetes; Eurotiales; Aspergillaceae. Gene Ontology annotation, molecular function: NAD binding; oxidoreductase activity, acting on the CH-OH group of donors, NAD or NADP as acceptor. The transcript is spliced from 7 exons. Bases 168 to 1592 code for a protein of 474 amino acids. The record is from RefSeq and is a predicted model, not a curated record.
GUGGGGUUAGUUAUAUCAUACCUAGGUUAGGUAGAUAGUUAUCUAGUUAGUUAGCAGCCAACUUACCUUUUUGUCAUGUCCGAUUACCGGAGGGGCCCAAAUUAAUAAGUGAUGUGCUCUACCCUCCAGAAAUUCUUAACAUCUGUUCACCUCAUUGACCUUUCAAAAUGGCGGCAGCUAGAGACAUCCGAUCACCUCAUAACAAUGAUUCACACAAUGUGUCUUCAAGCCUAAACUUUUCAACAUCUCCUACAGUGUCUUUCCAUUCUCCGUCCUCUGGCUACGCAGGCUCCAUUCCGAUUAGUCGUACUGGUCCUUUAGCCACAGCAAAGCACCUUAAACCUUUUGCUACUGAGGAUAUCAAAGUUUUGCUUCUGGAAAAUGUGAAUCAAACUGGGCGUGAUAUUCUUUCCCAGCAAGGAUACCAAGUGGAAUUCCUCAAAUCUUCCCUUCCUGAGGAUCAAUUAAUUGAGAAAAUAAAAGAUGUCCAUGUUAUUGGAAUACGCUCCAAAACAAAGCUCACAGCUCGGGUUUUGAAGGAAGCUAAGAAUCUUAUUGUCAUCGGCUGUUUCUGUAUCGGCACAAAUCAGGUUGAUUUACAAUACGCUGCAGACCAUGGCAUUGCAGUCUUCAACUCCCCUUUUAGUAACUCGCGGAGUGUUGCAGAGCUUGUCAUUGCUGAAAUCAUUGCCUUGGCUCGGCAAUUGGGCGACCGUUCUAACGAGAUGCACCUUGGCACAUGGAAUAAGGUCAGCAAUAAGUGCUGGGAGAUUCGUGGGAAGACACUUGGGAUUAUCGGGUACGGUCACAUUGGUUCCCAGUUGUCUGUACUUGCGGAAGCAAUGGGGAUGUCUGUUAUAUUUUACGAUGUGGUGAAUCUCAUGGCAAUGGGAACUUCUAAGCAGGUGCCCACAUUGGAGGCUCUUCUUGCCGAAUCGGAUUUUGUGACAUGUCAUGUCCCAGAACUUCCAGAAACCAGGAACAUGAUUACGCAAAAACAAUUCGAGCAAAUGAAGCAUGGAAGUUACCUCAUCAAUGCUAGCCGUGGAAGCGUUGUUGACAUUCCAGCUCUCGUCCAUGCAAUGCGCUCCGGUAAGAUCGCAGGUGCCGCACUUGAUGUGUAUCCGAACGAACCCGCAGGAAAUGGAGACUACUUCAAUGACACCCUCAAUUCUUGGAGCACUGACCUUUGUGGCUUGAAAAAUCUGAUUUUGACACCACACAUUGGUGGCAGCACGGAGGAGGCGCAGAGCGCCAUCGGUGUUGAAGUUGCCCAAGCUUUGGUACGCUACGUCAAUGAGGGAGCAACUCUAGGUGCUGUCAAUCUUCCUGAAGUUAACCUGCGCUCCCUUACUAUGGAUGAGCCAAGCCAUGCUCGGGUCAUCUUUAUUCACAAAAAUAUACCCGGUGUUCUGCGAAUGGUUAACGAGAUUCUUGGAGAUCACAAUGUUGAUAAGCAGAUGACUGACAGCAGAGGUGAUGUCGCCUACUUGAUGGCUGAUAUUAGUGACGUCGAUACUGCUACCAUCAAGGAUCUAUAUGAGCGUUUGGAGGGUCUUUCUUCUCGAAUCAUGACUCGUAUUCUCUAUUGAAAUGAGAAUGGGCCCAUGUCCGGUUUGGUUGGUAUCUAAUCUAGGCGUAACCAAGCAUAGCGAUUAAUCAGUCGCUCAGAAAGAAAAAGUUAUUUUUAAUUUAUCUGCAGUCUUAGUUCAAAUUCAAUUCUAUGUAUAGUAGACAUAUGCUGUCUCUUGUUGCCCUGCAAAUCCACAGCAGGCAAAUUCAUGGAGAAGAACGU